Diachasmimorpha longicaudata is the source of this 909-nucleotide messenger RNA. RefSeq lists its product as uncharacterized. Lineage: Eukaryota; Metazoa; Arthropoda; Insecta; Hymenoptera; Braconidae. Gene Ontology annotation, molecular function: zinc ion binding; nucleic acid binding. The transcript has 3 exons. The record is from RefSeq and is a predicted model, not a curated record. The coding region runs from base 364 to 909 and encodes 181 amino acids.
UCGCCGACAUAACUACGUGUUGCAUCAGCGUAAAUUAAAUUAAUAGUUACAAUAGUGAAGAAAGGUAUUCAUAGAGGAAAUCGAAAUCGAGAAGUCACCGAGUGAACAACUAAUCAUCAGGACACUCCGUUGAGGACCCUUCGAGGACGAAUUUCAACUGUUCUCAGAAAUACAGUGGAUACUGUUUGAGGGAAGUGCGUUGAACUUUUCAAUUUUACCUGACGUGGACGAUGUCGCCAACCCGAUGGCCGCCAUGCUUGAUGACGAAGCACCCUUGAAUAUAAAAGUGACUGCCGCCCCGUUUGGGCCACAGUCUUCCAAAAAGUUAACAGUGAAGAAGUUAACAUUCCAAGAACCAAUAACAUGAACGCCGGAAAGUGCUUUAAGUGCGGUCGAUUUGGACACACUGUCUCCGACUGCUUCCAGCAUCUCUCCAUCCAUGUGGACCGGAUAAGAUCUUCACCAUCCUGUACUCGAGGUCGGCUGUGCUCGAAUCGCUCCUCGAGGAACCAUCCAUACCUGCGGCACUCCAUGGACGACUUCGUAUUCGAAUAUCUGCGCCAUCGAUACCCCUACCAUCCCGGGUACUUGAAUUUGGAAUUCAAGGCGAAGAUGAGGGACUGGAGGGUUCGUAGUAAGAAAGAUCUCAAUGCCCUUUGGGAUCUCCCCGUACGCUCCGACAUCGAGGCUGGCGUAGAGGACGUUUUCAACCUCCGAAGACUCUUCGGCGAAACUCCAGCUCCACAACCAUGCCACGUGCCCCAGUUCCUGGACGAUAGCGAAAGGACGUGCGACAUCUGUGCCUCCUAUCUGUGGGAUUAUCCAGGCUACUAUUAUAUUGAUGAUACUGUGAUAGAGCGUCCCUCCAACGUAUCUGUAACCGCUUUUAACAAUAAAUGGUUUAAUUAA